Messenger RNA from Paramecium sonneborni, 1883 nucleotides. Lineage: Eukaryota; Ciliophora; Oligohymenophorea; Peniculida; Parameciidae. The record is from the annotation of a GenBank genome assembly.
AUGACUUUUAAACCAAACUCACCAAGAACACUCUAAGCAUGCUAGGUGUUAGGAAUAGAUACAAACAUUUUUCAAAUUAAGUAAAGCAAUUGUUAUUUAGCUUUUUAGAGAUUUCAACUAUUUUCAUACUAAUGAUUGCAAUAGCGAUGAAAUUAUUCAAUUGAGAUAUGAACAUUAUAUUAAUAAAACCUAUUGUAAAAUUCAACAAUAUUUUAGAAUUAUUGAAUGAAAUAUUUAAAAAAAGAAAAGAAAUCAUAAGAAAAAAUAGAUAACGUUAAUUAUAAAAUGCUUCGAUUGAGUCUCGGGAUAGAUCAGUUUCUCUUAAAUAAGGUUAUACUAUCGAUUAGUUAGAGUAUAUUUUUCAAGUUUAUUUUAUUUAUCAAGGUUGAAAAAAUAAAUGGAUUAUGCUUAUAAUAAGACUUUAAAGUAUUUAUAAUAAUAAGAUUUGCUUGAAGGAUCAGUUCCAUAGAAUUUAUGUGAAUGUUAGGAUGUUGCUGAGUUAGAAGAGGGGUUUAACAAAGAAUUAUCUAGAUAUAAUAAACAUAAAAUUUAGAAAAUAGUAUCUCUUAUUAUAAAUCUUAGAGAGAAGCUUAAAUCAAAUUAGAAGAAGACAAAAGAAGAGUUGAAUUGCUGGAAAAAUUAUAGGAAAGAGAUUAAAGGAUAAUUAAAACCAUGAUAUAGAAAUAAAAAGAAAUGAAAUAAAAAUAUAGUUCUAACAAAUUAGAAAAUAAAAGAAUAGAGACUUAAGAAAUGGAAUGUAAUUCUCUACCUAGAGAUAAUGAACCAAAAAAUAAUAUAUUAUAAUUAUCGUAAAUAUAUAAUUUAUAAUAAGAACUAAUGAAUAUAGAAGUAAAAUGUUGAUUAAAAGUGAUGAUAAAAAAGAAAAGAAAAAAAGAGAAUAAGUUUUAUUAAGAUAGGAAGAAUUCUAAAAAUAAAUUGAUAUUGAUUGUCAAAUGCAAAUGGCUAAGAUACAAUAAAAAUUAGAUAAUAGUGAGAAACUGCAAAAAGAAUUAAUUUAAAACAAAAUAGAAAAAAUAAAAGAGUAAAAUUUAAAAGAAUAAUAAAUUAUGAAACAACAAAAGUAACUUAAAGACAAGAUAUCACAAGAUCACAUCAAUUCUCUCUUAGAAAAAAUGGUGUAAAAAGAAAAAGAUUUUCAAAUUAACUAAAAUUCUAUUUAGAAUGUAGAAUAAGAAAAAAAAUUAGAAACUAAAUAAAAAUAAAGGAAAAUAAAAUCACAUUAAGGAGAUAUUUCUAAAGAUAGAGAGUAAUAAUUCAUUCAUACUUUCUAGCCAAAAGUUAAAGCAAUUCAAUGAGAAGUUUUUAAAAAUAGAAUAAUUUAAUAAAAUUAAAAAAGUAAUCAAAUUAAUCAAUUUAGGAAGAAUAUGAUAAUAAAAUUUUAUUGAAAUAAGAAAUAAGAAAAUUAAAAGAAUAAGAUAAAGAAGAUAUAUUAGAAAGAUAAAAACGAUAAAAUGAGUAUAGAAUGUUAGAAAUUACAGAUAAAAACAGAUGGAUUGAUGAAAAAAAUUAAUUAAAAUAAUAUUAAAAUGUAAAAAUUUUUUUUAUAUUAAUAGACUCUCUUAUAAUAGACAUCUAUGGAAAUCAGUAAAUAAGAAAUAUUAGAAAGAAAUAGGAUAUAUUCACAUGUGUAGUAAAUGAGUGACAAUCUUUUCAAUAAAAAAGUUAGAAAACGAAAGUAAUUCAAUAAAAUAAAAAUAAGUAUGAGUCAAUUUCAAAAAAAUGUUGUGACAAUUAAUCCUAGAGUUAAAAAUCAAAAAGAAGACUCAGAGUUUGAAGAUAAUACUAGAUUAUUAAUAACACUGCUUUAAACAUCUGAUGCAUAAGAAAGGUAAAAAAAUAAAUUAAGUAGAAGACAUAAUUGA